AUGCCAAUCAAACUCCCCAAAGGCUUUACCCGACGGAAAUCGUCUGGUAAUGCCCUAGAAGAGGUAGAAACACCUCCUCAGUCGUCCUUUCGAGUCUUCGAACGUCCUUCCGUCGAUAAGAAAUCUAUGAGCGAUGGCAAUCUUUUGUCGAAAAGACUGAGCUCGGGACAACCUCUAGAUUCACCUACGGAAGAGCAGGACAACAACAUCUUUGCCACACCCCUGAAUCAUCCGCAAAGACAAUUUGGUGGUAAUAGGGGCGUCUACGACCAUUCGUCGCCGAAACGUCGCUCAACGGACGGACCGCUUCAAUCGGACAACUCAUCGCCACAUUCACGAAACCUCUACGAUAUACCGAUACCUCCCAUUUCCGGUGCGUUGCGGGCAGCCGGCCGGACCUUUUCUUUUGGUGGGAGAUUUUCAAAGUCAUCGGCACCUCCCCCGCAACAGUCUACUCCUGGUCCUUCGCGGAACAGGGCAAUGACCAACAGCACGAGCAGCACCGCAACCCCACCAAAACUCCCGGACACGGAACUGCAGAUUGGUCAUAUUGGGGACGAGUUUCACAAUAUGUUUGACGAUAUGGGGAAACGAGGAAACGUUGCCCAGGAAUCGUCACGGAACGGCUCAGUGGAUACGGUAGGACACCUCGACACAAACCGCCGCACGCUUCUAGGGUCAACUAACGAUGCUCGUUACCAGUACUCCUCUACUCCCCCUGAAACAGGGUUCCGCAAGGACGAAAAGGUGCAGCGCCCCGCCCCUAUAAACACGGAUCGGUCGAAAGAAGUCGAACCCUCGCCGUACUCAUGGGGUAGCCGACACUCGGAGGAGGGCCUUUUGGCCGCGGUUGAUUCGCCGCACGAAGAACCUCCGGCAACCUAUUCGGGGUUUAUCCCAUACCGGGACGGGCGACGGAAAUCCCUACCUCUCUCCAACGCAGCGCCCAUCACCACGACGACUCAUCGUUCCCUUGAAAAGCCGGAAGGUGCAGCAGAGAAAGGCCUACGAAGGAGUGUCUUGUACCCUAGCAAGAGGGAUUCAACGCCCGUUGAGGACGAAGAUGCCAAAUUAAUCAUGUCAUCUCUUUACACAAGCAGGCGAAGCUCCCAAUUGCCUUUCGCAUCUGACCAUGAGGACUCGGAUGCAGAGAACGAGACUCCGCUGUUCACCAACAAGACGAGCCAGCCGGACCGGCUCACACCUCCGCCUCUGCAACCUCCAGCGCACAAGUCUCCGGGCCUGAACGACGAUCACCUCGACUCUUCUAUUGCGGCCCAUGCACGGUUGGCUGUGCAAUACGAGAAUACUCAGCCACCGCCGAUGCCAUCCACCAACAAAGUCAUGACCCCCUCCCAAUUUGAGCAUUACCGACAGCAGCAGGAGCUCCGACGGUCGAAGAGCGACGCUUCGAAGAGCGAGGACUCCGAAGAAAGUGAUUUUGACGAAGAGGACGAGAACGAGAAGAAUCGGGAAGCAGAGAAGCAACGGCGAAAGCAAGAAGCUCAUCUUUCCGUCUAUCGGCAGCAGAUGAUGAAGGUGACGGGCCAGCAAUCUCCGGCGCCGUCUCUGCGGCCGGAAAUGGACCGGGCAAGCAAUAGUGCACCAAAUCUUACCGCGCCCUUCACCCAGGGGAACAGGUCAGGAAGCGGGAAGAGUAGCGAAGGCGACGAGGACGAGGAGGUUCCCUUGGGAAUCCUAGCCGCGCAUGGGUUUCCAAAUAGGAACCGCCCGCCCAGUCGCCUUGCAAUGUCGAGCUCGAUCCCAAAUCUACGGGCGUCGUUCCACCAGCCCUACAUAUCGUCUCCCGGAUCGGUCGCGGAGAACGAUUCCGGCAAUCGCAGUAGCCUGCCUGUCUUCGCUCGGAACUUACCCCGAGACCCCUACUAUGGAGCGGGCUUGGUGAAUUCGUCUAAUCGAGAGUCCCUGGCCUUCGGAGGAGGCGCUGGUUCCGUUUACGGAGGACCUCCAGCUCCCGCUGGUCCCCCGCCUGGAUUGCCUCCCGGAGGCUUAAUCGGCGUGAUUGCCACCGAAGAGCGGGCGAGGGCGAUGAGGCGAAGAAGCCCAAACACCCAGGCUAUGCAUGACUUCAAUGCUGCGAUGCCUUCGGUCACAACCCAUCCUAAUGGUAUUCCGAGGCCUUAUACCAUGAUGAGUCUGAACCCACCCAAUGUGUCUGCCCCCCAGCAAGUUACUGCCACGGAGCAAGCUCAGAUACAACUUUCUCAGCAAAUGUCUAGUAUGAUGCAGAUGCAGAUGCAAUGGAUGCAGCAAAUGAUUCACAUGCAAGGUGGACAAGGUCCACCACCCCAGCAGGGGAUGCCGAUGCCGAUGCCGAUGCCGCCAGGCGGCCUCCCUACAGUAGCGGCCUCCCCUACCAUAAGACCGUCUUCGAUGCCAUCCGCAGGGCCCAACAAUCUUAUGCCGCCCGCAUUUGGCGGCGAUCAGAGAACUUUCAGCCUUCUUGAUCCUAACGCGUCAUCCCGGUUGAACGCUUCGGCGAUGCCGUAUGCGUCCGGAGCGAACCGACCGAGUACCCCGGCGGGACAAGGCUAUGCGCCAUCAAUCGCGCCGUCGGAGCGAAGUAAUGUAGGACUGGCGCCUCGCUAUCGUCCAGUGUCUACCCUCCAACCGGACACUACCUCGGCAGCCUAUCCUCUUGCCUCCAAGCCCUGGAACGACGAGAACCAGAGAUCUUCCGUCUCCAUCGCCUCCCCGGCCGCUCCACAGAUGCCCAAGCCUACUCCCCGUCCUAUUUCCAACGGCGGAAAAUCCGCACUGGCUCGUGGACCCGGCAAUGGCAUUGCGCAAGACGAUGAAGAUGACGACGAAGGGUGGGCCGAAAUGAUGAAGAAACGAGAAAAUAAACGAAGCAAUUGGAAAUCCAAAAAGGAGACGUCGAGUCUUGGUGACUUAUUGAACACAGUGCAUUAA
Aspergillus affinis is the source of this 2934-nucleotide messenger RNA. RefSeq lists its product as uncharacterized. The coding region runs from base 1 to 2934 and encodes 977 amino acids. The transcript has 2 exons. The record is from RefSeq and is a predicted model, not a curated record. NCBI's taxonomy places the organism in Eukaryota, Fungi, Ascomycota, Eurotiomycetes, Eurotiales, Aspergillaceae.